AUGGAAGAUGGCAGGAAGAGAACCAAGCUGCGCAAAUCCUUGCAGCACUACCUCUCCAAGAAGCUCAAGAAGAUCCCUCCAAUACACAUCCCCAGCUCACAUAUUCCGGCAGGCAUCACCAGCUCGCGACUCCUCAACACCUGCAGGUUCCCGAGAACCCCGUCGCUGGACUUGGACGGCGAUCACGCUGCCGCCACCGCCGACCAGAACGGCAAGGACCAGGCGGCGACACUCUCCGACGUCGACCGCUUCCUCUUCGACAACUUCCGGUCCCUCUACAUCCAUGACGACAACAACGUUCCAUGCUUCCCAUCAUCGCCAGGCACAUCCACGUCACUCGUCGAGGUGACACAACCAACAGCAGAGACAUCAUCUUCAUCUGACUCAGUUGCAGAAGACAUCAAGGAAGCCAGACCAGGUGAGCAAAGCGGCGACAAUGCGGCCAUAGUGGUGUUCUCCAUGGACCCUUACACAGACUUCCGGAGGUCCAUGCAGAACAUGAUAAAGAUGCACCAUGGUCGCAUAUCUCAGCCGUUGGACUGGGACUUCCUGGAGGAGCUACUUUUCUACUACCUGCAGCUCAAUGAUCAAGCUGUGCACAAGCACAUUCUCAAGGCCUUUGUUGACCUGACUGCUGGAACUCACAUGGGCAGUCCUGCCCGUGGAAAAGCCCAGUGGGCUGACAAGAGCGUUAGGAGUAGGAAAUAUCAUUAG
Phragmites australis (common reed) is the source of this 714-nucleotide messenger RNA. RefSeq names its product transcription repressor OFP14-like. Gene Ontology annotation, biological process: negative regulation of DNA-templated transcription. Lineage: Eukaryota; Viridiplantae; Streptophyta; Magnoliopsida; Poales; Poaceae. The transcript has a single exon. The record is from RefSeq and is a predicted model, not a curated record. The coding region runs from base 1 to 714 and encodes 237 amino acids.